Molecule: messenger RNA, 4204 nt
Organism: Pseudophryne corroboree (corroboree frog)
Lineage: Eukaryota; Metazoa; Chordata; Amphibia; Anura; Myobatrachidae
Gene: E2F8
Product: E2F transcription factor 8
Exons: 13
Coding region: 503-2728 (741 amino acids)
Biological process (GO): regulation of transcription by RNA polymerase II
Cellular component (GO): RNA polymerase II transcription regulator complex
Molecular function (GO): DNA-binding transcription factor activity, RNA polymerase II-specific; RNA polymerase II cis-regulatory region sequence-specific DNA binding
Source: RefSeq, a predicted model, not a curated record
AAGUGGCAAAUUGAAAAGUUUCUUCUGUUUGGCGCCCGAGAGAGCAACUCCCGGCAAUCCUUACACCCGCGGGUCACCCUCAGAUCCCUACACCGCCCGGCCUCCCAGAUAUAUCCUACACCCGCGGGUCACCCUCAGAUCCCUACACCGCCCGGCCUCCCAGAUAUAUCCUACACCCGCGGGUCACCCUCAGAUCCCUACACCGCCCGGCCUCCCAGAUAUAUCUUACACCCGCGGGUGACCCUCAGAUCCCUACACCGCCCGGCCUCCCAGAUAUAUCCUACACCCGCGGGUCACCCUCAGAGAUUCCUGCACCUCCCGACCUCCCAGAUAUCUCCUUCACCCGCGGGUCACCCAGAAAGAUCCCACACCACCGGAGCAAACGGCCGCCUGAUGUCCCCGGCAGCUGGGAUUCCGCGCACCGUAUAGGAGUCUCCGGGAAGAGAGGAGGCACAUAUGAACAUAUUACUAAUUGUGGGGAAGUUGCGUCUGCUCGCACAUUAUGGAGGCUGACCUGAAGGAAAAUUCCAUCUUUCAUUUAAAUAAGAAGAAUGUGCUGUCACCCUUGAAGCGUCCUGCCGCUGCCAUAUUAGCAGAGAUCCAUCCCGCCGCCGGCAAUCUAAAAACGCCAACAAAGCCUUGUGAAAACGGCAGCGAUCCAUGGACGCCAACGGCAAACCUGAAAAUGCUGAUCAGCGCGGCCAGUCCUGACAUCAGGAAUAGGGAGCGAGAGAUACUGGAGGAACAAUUUUCAGGCGACGAGCUUGAAAAAACUCUCCCAAGUCGCAAGGAAAAGAGUUUAGGAUUGUUGUGCCAUAAAUUUCUAGCACGUUACCCGGAUUACCCAAUUUCAACCCUUAACAACAGUAUAUGCUUAGAUGAAGUGGCCGGGGAGCUGCAUGUGGAACGCAGACGAAUAUACGACAUUGUUAAUGUACUGGAGAGCCUGCAUAUGGUCAGCCGCCUCGCCAAGAACAAGUACAUCUGGCAUGGCCGCCAUAACCUCAGCAAAACCUUUGAUGCACUGAGACAAGUCGGUGAGGAGAGCAGAUACGCAGAACAGAUUCUGCACCUGAAGAAGCGUGAGCAGGAAGAGAUGGAUUCCUUAGAGGAUGCGCUCGGUGCAAGAUCUCUGAUGAAACCAGUUGAGAUCAGCUUUGUGGAGCUUCCUGGGCUGGAGUUUAGAGCCGCCUCUGUGAACAGCAGGAAGGAGAAGUCGCUACGAGUGAUGAGCCAGAGAUUCGUUAUGCUCUUCCUGGUGUCCACGCCGCAGGUCGUCAGCCUGGACACUGCGGCCAGGAUUCUCAUCGGCGAGGAUCAAGUCGAUGAUUUAGAUAAAAGCAAAUUUAAAACAAAAAUAAGACGUUUAUACGACAUUGCAAAUGUCCUCAGCAGCCUGAAUCUCAUAAAGAAAGUCCAUGUGACUGAAGAGAGGGGCCGUAAGCCGGCGUUUCAGUGGACGGGACCCGAAACCGCUACAGAACAGCGCGAGUCCACGCCCAAUCCCACGUCGCAAGCCUCCGUAGCCCUGGACCUGCGGUCUCCUAAGGAGAACUGUGCUAAGAAUCUCUUUGCUCCCCGUGGCAAGCAGAACUUCACUCGUCACCAGUCGCUUAUAAAGCUGGCGAAGAGUAUUGAGAAUGACAGGCGGAAGAUCAACUCCGCCCCCAGCAGCCCUACAAAGAGCGAUGAUUGCGGCAGCUCGGCUGCUGUUCCCAGUAAGAUGGCUCAGCUAGCGGCAAUCUGCAAGGAGCAGCUGGACCAUACCAACUGCAGGGAUGUAAAGAAGAUGAAACUCAGCCUGUCUAGAGGCAUCCUUAACGGGAAUGCCAGGUUCAUGAUGAAGCCUCAGAACCAGCAAUCUUCACCCAUCAGCCCCAUCCUCUAUCAGGCUCUGCCUCUCGUUCAGGCUCGCUCUAAUUCCCCGGCCACAUACACCGUCUAUUUACAGUCUCCGCAUAGCAGAACGGACACUACGGCUCAUCCUGACCUCUGUUCUGGCAGCACUGUGCUGGGGGAGAAGAAUGUGCUGCAAGACGAUGGGAAGUUACCAGUCACGGAUCAGUCUGCUGAGAAUGACUCGGGGAACGAGAAAAGUUCUGGGAAACUUCCAGAACGUGCCGACCACGGCUCCAAGCGGAUUAAAUGCUCUGGCCAGGAGGAUUUGCCCGAGAGGAUGAUGCCUUCUGGGUAUCUAAUCCCCGUACAGCUGGCACCGGUGGGCAACGAAUCUCCUAAAAAUCCCACGUCGUCCCCUCCAGAACCACAAAUGUUCACUUCUCCCAUGGCAGGAGUCAUACCGCUGAAGUUCAUGUUUUCCCCAGUGCUAAGCCAUGCCGGGCAGCCGGUGACUUCGCCCAACCUUUCCUGCACCAGUCCUGGAAUAUUCAACUUCACUCUGCAGAACAAAGACCUGAUAUCGCCACCUUGUGGCAGCUCCCAGUCACUUACCAUAUCCCCCAGAAAUGGAAGAUCACCGGAGGAGCUGUCGGCAGCUCAAAUGUUAAACUUCAAACACAUGUCCCCCAUCCCCUAUAUCCCGCUAUAUACUCUGCAGCAGCCUGGUGUUCCACUAACCCCGAAAGGAUCGCAGCCACACAAAGACAAUUUCUUCCACACCCCAGGGGGUCUGACCUCCUCGCCAGUGGGUUCUGCUGCUACUGAUGGAGGAACUCAAGGACCAAUACUCAUAUCGCAGAGGAAGCUGGACGUGGGCAGCGAGGAUUAGCUACGGUUCUGCUUCCUUUUUCCUGCAAUCCUCAGCCAUGACCACCGUCUUCUCACCUAACAGGAGAACCUGAGCAGCAGAAUUACAAACCAGCGCGGACGUAGACGGGUAGCCACCGUGGGCGUGCCCCCUCGGAGCAACAUGGCGUACACAUUAAUUACACUAGAAGGGUCCUUGUAUCUUAUUUAUUCACUUGCCUCUAUGGCGCAUAUCGAUUAUACCAAUGUUUGGCGUACCCGACAGGGUGACACGAGAGUGCAUUGGGAGAGUUAAUGCUUUUUAACAAAAUGUAACUUGAUUCACUAAAGGCAGAUAUCCUGGAUGACAUGCUACUGCCCGGAUCAGGAAGCUAUUAUAAGAUAGCGUGGACUUUUCAGGAUACAUGACAAGAGCGACACAAUCGGCGUUGUGGCUAGGCUUACUGAGACAUUCGUGAAGACUGGAAGUGUAACAGGCCAACCGAAAAAUGCUCGUCCAACCACAUCGAUGAUGAAUGACAAAAAAGUGUUAAUUUUCCCUAUGUAUAGAAUGUCCCCUAUGUAACAGACUUUUAUACAACCAUAUAUAAACCCUGUGUCAUUAUCUAGAGCAGGUCUGGCCAACCUGUGGCUCUCCAGCUGCUGUGAAACCACACAUCCCAGCAUGCUCUGCCACAGUUUUAGCAUUUCCUAAUAGCAAAAGUGAAGCAGGGCAUGCUGGGACUUGCAGUCCCACAACAGCUGGAGAGCCGCAGGUUGGCCAGGUCAGCCAUUAACACAGCUGUAUGAGAUGAGACAGACCCUGUAUAUACCUGCUGUGCCCCCGGCCCUGAGGUUGUUGCUUGUCGCUUCUUUGGUCUUUGUUUCUGAGUCGGUCUGAUGGUAUCGGGGUGGCUCAUUGUACAUACAGUACAUUAUUGGGAGACGGGUGUAGUGGAGUCUUCAGUAGGUAUACAUGCACCUACCUGGCAUUCAGGAGAAUAGGUUUCCUUGCAUGUAAUCCAGCCCUGGCUACAAGAGGAUUUAUAUUUUAGACGCACAGCCCUUGAUGGUUGUGGCUUUUUAAAAAAAAAUAAAAAUUAUUAUUAAUACAAUGUGUGCCGCAGCUGCCCAUCAAUGUUCCCCUAGUUUAUGUCUAGAAGUAAGUAAAUAUCCCACUUGAGAAAAAAAUCAAUAGCCUCAUAAUAACUUUAAUGAAAUCCUUGAAAAUUAUUUAAAUUACUGUAUUGAUAUUUGUACGUUUUUCUCUGUAGUGUGGCAUAAGGCGUGAUGCACAAAUAAUUGGAAUUGUAUUGCACACAAGUACACCGUGUAGUAAGUAUUCGCACAUUGUCAUAUAUAUGUGCCUUGCGGUAUGAUUGGUAUAUGCAAUGUGUGUCCUUUUUUAUGUACAGCCUGUUUCAAAUUUGAAACUGAAAUGAAUUAAUAUUUAUAUAAUAUUAAAAAAAAAAAAAUACCUUGAAAUUUGAUAUUUUUAAAUAAAUUUCUUUUUAUUUUA